GCAAAUCUCAUACAGUUAUCCGGUAGAUAACGUACGCAACCAAACGUUUGGAAAACUGAAUAUGAGUUGUCGGUCAAAGAGAGAGUACGCUGCUUAAACGAAUCUGUUUUGGAGAGUACCUUUUAAGUAUCUUGCAAGGAAAGUUGCCAAAUAUGGAUCAUAUGACACGUGUAGGUCAGAGAUCUCCUAGCAGAUCAGGAUCCCAGGGACAGAAAAUGCAUCAAAUUGGAAGGAAAGUAAGGAACAGCGUGGCUGACUUCUUUGGAGUUGGAGAGGAAAGCGAAAGACAGAGUUCGCGCUGGGACCAAAGACGUAAACGCUAUGCAGGAUCAAUAGGUAGAUUAAAACACUCCUACAUUAGGCAGGAUGCUGAUGAUGAACCAGAUGCAGGUCCUCGCCCAAUUGUAGAUCCUCUUCAUCGUCCUAGUCGUUUGUCAUCUGCAAGCACCCGUUUGUCAACACGCAGACCAACACGGAAGGAAUCUGUGGCAGUCAUGACCAUAAAAGGAAUUGGAAAAUUUAUGGCUAAAAGGAAGUCUAAACAGGAAGACAGGAAAAGCCGUGGUACUGGUGUAGAUCAUGGAGGAGAGGAUGCCUUCAGUCUUGUUGAUGAUGUAUUUUAUGAUGAAGCAAGGGCAGAGCAGACCAGAGCUAAGGAAAGCACAAUAGAACAAGAGGACAAGCGCACCGUAGGUAUUGGAGCAAUGGGUCGCCUGUUGAGGCCGAGUAUCCAAAGUGUAGUCUUUACCAAAGAUCUCACAAUGCAGCUUGAUGAAAUGGAAGAUCACAGGCCUUACUUCACAUAUUGGGCUACCUUUGUUCAGAUAGUAGUUUUCAUUGUGGCUGUGGCAGUGUAUGGCACUGCACCAUAUGGAAUAGGGCGAGAAGUGGAGAACAAAGUUGUGCGUAUGUCAAAUCUGGCACGGGAAACACAAUCCCACAUUGAGCAGAGAAAUAUCUGGUUUGGACCAAGACAGGCAGACCUUAUCCAUCUGGGGGCUAAAUACUCCCCAUGCAUGCGUGUUGACCACAAUCUGGAGAUCGCCAUUGACCUUGAUAAAAAAGAGGAAAAUUCAUCAGCUUGCUGUGUUCGUAAUGAUGGAUCAGGAUGUGUUCAGAGGAUAAAGUCUCAGUGUGGCUCAUUAUCCUCAUGGAAGAAAUGGUCAACAUCUAACCCAGGUCCAAAAGGCCGUGUGUCUGGCUCUGUAUGUGGACAGGAUCCCAACUACUGUUUAAACCCACCCUCAACAACUCCAUAUGAAUGGCCUGAUGAUAUCACCAAGUGGCCACUGUGUACGGAACGUGAGCCUAACCAACACAAUGUAUCAAGUACUAAAGACCGGCAUAUGAACUGUGAAGUUUUGGGUCAUCCAUGCUGCCAUGGAAUUCAGGGAGAAUGUAUUAUUACAACGCAAGAACACUGUGAUCUGAAACGAGGCUUCUUCCAUAAAGAUGCCUUUUUAUGUUCACAGGUGAAUUGUUUUAAGCAAAUCUGUGGCAUGAUACCAUUUGCUGAUGACGCUAAGCCAGAUCAGUUCUACCGCCUGUGGACUUCCAUUUUCCUGCACAGCGGGCUGGUACAUCUUUUAGUGUCGGUGAUCUUCCAAAUGUGGAUCAUGAGAGAUAUGGAAAAACUGAUAGGUGCCAUUCGCAUGUCUAUUAUCUACCUUGGUAGUGGGAUUGCUGGCAAUCUGGCCAGCUGCACCUUUCUGCCUUACCAUGUGGAGACUGGCCCUUCUGGAGCGCAGUUUGGUAUUCUUGCCUGCCUUCUGGUGGAGAUGCUGCAAAGUUACCAGAUGUACCGAAGACCUAUUCUUGCCAUAGCGAAAUUAGCAGGACCCAUCCUAGUUCUAUUUAUUUUAGGUCUUCUUCCUUGGUUUGACAACUGGGCACACCUCUUCGGUUUCAUCUUUGGAUUUUUGCUAGCUUUUGCACUUAUGCCUUAUGUCACCUUUGGCAAAUUUGACCGUCAUCGCAAGAUCAUCAACAUCCUUGUUUGUCUUGGGCUUGCCACUGUUCUCUUUAUUGUACUCAUUCUUAUUUUUUAUGUAGCACCACUGACAACGUGUGAUUCUUGCCAGUACUUCAAUUGCCUUCCUUUCACGGAUGACUUUUGUGACAACAUGCAGGUGACCUUCAAAAAGACCUCAACAUACAGUGCUUUUGGUUAAUAUUUUGUCUCAUUUUGUAUUGUUAGUCAGUCCCACUUGAUUUCUACUGAUAGUAAACUCCCUUCAGAUUAUUUCACCAACUUUUGGGGUGUGUCCUGAUUUCAGAUAUUGUGUCUGUUAAAGAUAAAACAUUUGUUUAUGUGGACACCAAUUUCAUGUUUGUCAUAAUACUGAAAGACCUUGUUAAAUUCUGUGAUAAGUUCUCAGAAAAACAUGGAACAGCCUAUGGAAUUAUUAUCGAGGUGUACUAUACUUUAUAAUUAUUGAUUUAUGCAACUGUGGUUUUGCUAUUGCCAUGCAGUUCUUGUUUUCUUUUACUUUGAUACAUCAUUUAUUCUCUAAAGCUAUCAUUGCAUGUAAUUCAACUUAUAUUCCACUCGUUUCUUAUUUAUUUUUGUCUUUACCAUACAGCUAUGCGCUUUCGAUACCAGUGUUUUAUCUGUGACAUACUGGUCACUGCAUUAUUCCUUUAUAUGAAUAAUUUCUACUUAGCUUUUUACCCUAAAAUUCUCACACACACUGAAAAAUUAUUUUACUGCUGUUACAUUUGAAAAUUUGGUAGCUUCUGAGAAUACAUCUUGUGUAUGUCAGAAUCCAUUCACUUUCCCAACUGUUCAUGCAUUGGUCAUUGUUUGUAACUACGAAAAUGAGAAUUGACGCAUGAGAGCAAAUCAUCACUCCAGCAUUUGUAUUUUCUCAGGGUAUGGCUCAUUGAGUUCUCUACAAGUAUGCUUGUUUCCUCCUGUCAUAUCACCACCUACAUACACACCAGUCUGGUGUGAAACCACUCUCUCUCAAGCCAAGUUAUUUGUUUUUAAAAUAAACCUGCUAUUGGUGAAGAUAUGCUUGUGAAGGAUCCUUACAUUUCCUAGACCCAUUUUAAGCAUAAUAAUACUUGCUGUGUUCAUAUGUAGUCAUAGCUAUGAUGUUAUUAAAGUGUGCUUAUUAUAGAUUUUAAGAUGCUAAGAAAUGCUACAGUCUGGCAGAUAGAAAUCACUUAAACUAGAUUAAACAACACGGUUUCCAUUUUCUAAAAUACUCAUAUUUUCUGUUGUUGCUGUUGGACUUCACAAAGAAAUAUUUCCACCUCACCUUUCAACCUUGAAUUGUUUCAGCUUAAAGCAUAGUAUAUACAAGAUUAGUUAUCCACAUGUGAUUUGUGUAAAUGAGAAUGAUUUAUAUUAUAAACUUGAACGAUAACAUCCUAGAGGAAAAUGUUGAAGGAAAUCAAUCAGAGCUUUUUAAUAUAUUUUGCAUUCAAAGGACUUUUGUCCCAAGUGUAAAUAAAUAAAGAAGGGUAGUUUACAUACAUUUAUCCUUUGAUCCCCAAAAGAAUGCCUUUGUGGCUUUGAGAGACAAUUUUUUUUUAAGCUUUGGUGUAUUUAACACAUUGAACGUUAUGUAGACUUAUAUGUUAAAAUUUUUCACAUGAAAUAGUUGUCAGUAAAAUUAUUUGGUAUAAAUAUUAUUUUCAUUUUGUAAUAAACACUGCAUUGAUUCUCAUUUUGUAAUAAACACUUCAGUCAUAGUUUGCCCAAUUUCUCAUAAACAAUGUUCUGAAGCAGUGUCAAACAAUAUUUAAGGACUGCUGGUCAUUCUAAUAAAUGUUGGUAUGAAUAUAUAGCUCAUAGGUUUGCCUUGUGCUGCUUCUCUCAUUCUUCAUUUUGUAUUGGAAGGAUUAUUUUGUAAAACGGUGAACCUGACUGUUGUAAUAAAACUUGGACCUUUCGUGUUA
Messenger RNA from Pomacea canaliculata, 3906 nucleotides. Its product is annotated as inactive rhomboid protein 1-like. Gene Ontology annotation, molecular function: serine-type endopeptidase activity. Gene Ontology annotation, cellular component: endoplasmic reticulum membrane. The transcript has 15 exons. Gene Ontology annotation, biological process: regulation of protein secretion; regulation of epidermal growth factor receptor signaling pathway. The coding region runs from base 153 to 2171 and encodes 672 amino acids. Lineage: Eukaryota; Metazoa; Mollusca; Gastropoda; Architaenioglossa; Ampullariidae. The record is from RefSeq and is a predicted model, not a curated record.